AUGCCACUGAAACGACCAGAGAAGUUGGUAACCUUGAAGAGCCCAUUUCCUCCAACAUCCCAGAUUCCGGGUCUCAGUGACCUUGCAAAAGCUCCCCAUGAAGUGCUGUCUCGGUGUUGCAGGAAGUGGAUCCAAGAGACCGAUUCAGCUGUCAGGCUGGCAAAGCAAGGAGGCUGACCUGACCUACUGAAGCACUACACUCCCGUGACAGGGAGGUCCUCUGCAGCAGCAUAUGCUAUGCCUGACUGGUACUCGCACUGCUCCAAUCCCCCAGUGACUGACGAGCCACGGAGCUCUCUUUCCUCUCUACCAGAAUAUAUGAUUCACAGAGAGUUUAAGGCUGAUGACCAUCAUGGUAAUAUUUAUGAGACAAGAAGAGGACCUUUUGGUUUUGAUAUGAAAAGUGUUUGGCAGUGGGAUGCUGAGGACAAAGAAAACACAGAGAAAAAGAAGGUAAAGCUCCCAGCUAUAACUAAAUAUCCAAGCAGAAUGCCAAAUGUUUCUACAAACAAGGAAUUUAGUGGGAAAAGUAAGCUUUCCUUCCCACCUGUGCCUGCUCAGAGAAAAAGCGAAGCAGUAAACUUCAGCAAAUUAAUUAGCAAUGGUUAUGGGACUGACUGGUUUCAGCAGUGUACUGGAUGGGAAAAAAAGAUUCAAGAAACAUCAGAAAAUAGUGAGCAGUCCAAAGACAGUGAACCAUCACAGUCUGAAUCAGCACCUGCAAGCAAUGAGUCAAAGCCACCAUUUCAGGGAUGUAAUGAGUAA
Messenger RNA from Pygoscelis adeliae (Adelie penguin), 765 nucleotides. RefSeq names its product chromosome unknown open reading frame, human C7orf57. The record is from RefSeq and is a predicted model, not a curated record. NCBI's taxonomy places the organism in Eukaryota, Metazoa, Chordata, Aves, Sphenisciformes, Spheniscidae.